Molecule: messenger RNA, 855 nt
Organism: Seminavis robusta
Lineage: Eukaryota; Bacillariophyta; Bacillariophyceae; Naviculales; Naviculaceae
Source: the annotation of a GenBank genome assembly
AUGAAUCUAUCAUCAUCAGCCGGUAUCAACUUGGCAUUCUCCUUGUCGAUCCUCGUCAUAACCACCAUUGCCUUUGAGAUCUUUUUGUUUCCUUCAGUAACCUUCUUGAUUGGUGAUCGUCUGGUGGAUCAUGCAGAAAGACGGAACAAAGCAGUUAUGAGUAUCUUUGUGCUCCUGGUGAGAUUUCUGGGUUUCGGAACCAUCACUAUUUGGCAGUUUGCCAAACUGGACCACAGAAGUCACGAAUAUCAGGCAAUGGCAUGUGGACAGGUGUCACUGUCAGCAGACCAAAGGCUGACACUUUGGUAUGCCUUCACUCUUCACUGUUCCUUAUUCCUUGUGGAAUGUUUCUCACCAAGGUUCUACCUGAAGCAGACUCCAUGGUCCUGGCUGCAUCACAUUGUGCUCUGGGUCAACUAUGUCAUUUAUGCUGCCUUCAAGGUGGAGGAUCCCCAAGCUUUCUCGUUGGGAUUUCUGUAUGGCUUUCUUAUCUCCUUCUUUGCAUGGAAUGAUGUGCUGCAGUUGCUGAGGUAUUUCUCUGGAGAUGACUACCAAAAGCAGUAUCAGUACUAUCGAUGCUAUUUUGCAUUCAAAUGUGUCCAGUUCCCUGCCUUUAUUGUGGUUCCUUGUGUUUGGAGCAUCAUGCUCUAUGUCAAGGGCUGUCUAGACAUUGCAGCCUUUGCAAUCUUGAUUACUGCAACAUCCAUGCUGGGAAUACCAGACAUUUUUCUUCUGGUGACCAAGAUGCGUGAAAUCUUGGUUCAUUAUCGGGAAAAGCAGCAUCACAGCGCAAAGGUAGAAAGCAACUGCGUGUCGACGGACUCUUCUGGGGAUAAUGGUGACUUUGAUGUUUAG